AUGAUGAAGGCAAUCCACAUCGACAAGUUCGUCUCUAAUGUCGCAGACCUACAACCAUCUACCAUCCUACCCUCAACGCCCAAAUCACCCCGGGAUAUCCAUAUCAAAAUCAGCCACGCCGCGGUAACACACGUCGACCUCCUCUAUGCGCAGGGUUUGCAUCAAAACAACCGCAGACAUGUCCAACCACCCUUCACCCUAGGCACAGAGUUCUCGGGCGUCGUGACCCAUAGCCCAGAAGAUUGUUCAUUCAAACCCGGCGAUCGUGUCUUUGGCGGAGGUUUAGGCGCCUAUGCGGAACAGAUAUGUGUUCCUGAAGAUGCCGUUCGUCGUGUCCCAUCUCGGUGGACGAAUGCCGAAGCAUGUGCAGUAGGCGCAAGUGGUGCGGUCAGCUAUGGUGCUUUACUCUCCGUUGCGCAACUUCAAGCUGGAGAGACGGUACUUGUACUUGGUGCCAGUGGUGGACUAGGUGUCAUGGCUGUGCAGAUUGCAAAGGCUAUUGGUUGCAAGGUCAUUGCUGUCGUUGGUGGAUCUGAGAAAGCUGGGGUGGUCAAAGGGAUUGGUGCGGAUGUUAUUGUGGACUAUGGAGACGAGGGGUGGGAAAACAGAGUUAGGGAGGCGACUAAGGGUGGAGAGGGGGUGGAUGUUGUGUAUGAUGGGAUUGGGGCUGUGGAGAGUGGGAUCAAGUGUCUGAAGUAUCGGGGACGAUUGGUUGUGGUAGGAUUCGCAGCCAGGAAUGGGAGCGUUGAAAAUGUAAGGACCAAUCGAAUUCUGCUCAAGGGAGUUGCAGUACUUGGUUAUCGGUUUGGAGAAGACGGCAGGAGAGACCCGCAAAGAACGAAGGAUGUUUGGGACGGCUUUGUCAAGCUAGUGGAUGAUGGGAAGAUACGGCCUGUCAUAUACAAGGAGGAGUAUGCUGGGUUAGAGACGGUCAGUAAGGCGCUGGAAGAUGUAAAGGCGCGGAAGGCAUGGGGCAGGUCUGUGGGAGACGCCUAUUUAUCACGACACCAACUCGCAAUUAUGGCGUCUUACGGCAGCGAUCCCGAGGAGGAGGAAGAGGACUUCAACCCGGCACCUGAAAUCGACGAAGAUGACAUCGCGCCAACCAACAAGGCCUCGCGCAGGCCGGCAGACGAAGACGAAGAGGAUGAAGUCGAUGCGCCGAACAGGAUGGGCAACGAUGACGAAGACGAAGAGGGCGGCGGCAUAGAUGUCGACGAUGACGACGACGAUGAGGAGGAUGACGAAGAAGAUGAAGACGACGAAGAUGUUGUCGCCCGACCCGCCAAGCGGAGAAAGAAGGCGAAGCGAAACAUGUUCAUUGAUGUUGAAGCCGAAGUCGAUGAAGACGAAGAAGAAGAGGAAGAAGGCGACGAUGAAGGUGUUGAUGAAGUCCACCCCGACGACCUCCUCGAGCCCACGGGCGCUGAUCUCGACGACCGACACCACCGCGAACUAGACAUGCGCCGCGAAGUUAACGCUCAAAAGGAUGUCGAGGAGCUUGCCAAGGAGUUCGACGAGAAGUACAGGCGACGUGAAAUGCAGAGCGCUCGACGCGGUGGUGCUGGUGCCGUUCCCCUGGCCUUGCCCACUGUCGACGAUCCAUCUAUCUGGGGUUGCAAGUGCCGUCCUGGAAAAGAGCGUGAGAUUGUCAUGGCUAUUCAGAAGCGCAUCGACGAGAAGAUGCGCGCGGGCCAGCCAAUCCAGGUCUACUCUGCCUUUGAACGAGGCCCUACAGGACCUCAGUCUGGUUUCCUCUACGUGGAAGCCGACUCGAAGCAGGCUGUUGUUGAGCUGAUUGAGGGCAUCCAAAAUGUCUUCAUGGGCUCUGGCCAAUUCUCCAUUCCUCCCAAAGAGCGUCCAGAUCUGCUCCGCAAGAAGAAGCGCGCGCCAUUAGAAGUCGGCAAGUUUGUGCGCAUGUUGCGACCUCCCACAUACAAGGGCGAUCUCGCAAAGGUCGUAGAAGUCUCGACUAACGGUCUUGACUGUGUCGUACAACUCGUACCACGUCUAGACUACGGCCUGAACGACGAUGCCAACGCCGCACAAGACAACAAGCGCAAGCGCGGUUUCUUUGGUCGACAGACCGAGCGCCCACCUGCCAAACUCUUCAACGAAGCCGAAGCGAAGAAGCGACACAUGAAGCAUCUCAGUAUGACCGGAUCUGGCAAUCAAAGGGCAUACACCUACAAGGGCGAAGACUACCAGAACGGCUUCCUUAUCAAGGAAGUCAAGGUCAACUGGGUCAGCACUGAAAAGGUCAACCCCCGGAUGGAGGAGUUGCAGUUCUUCGCAAUUCAGAAUGCAGAUGGUACAGAGACCAUGGAUCUUCUGGCAGUCCAGGCUGCGCAAAAGGCUGCAGACUCUGGCUCUGCCUUUGCUGCAGGAGACAAUGUCGAGAUCUACACUGGUGAACAGAAGGGUAUCCGCGGUACCACUGUUACCGUAAUUGGUGACAUCCUUACACUCCGCGUCAGUGAAGGCGAUCUUAGGGGCAGGCGGAUUGAUGCUCCUGUCAAGACUCUACGAAAGCUCUUCCGAGACGGUGACCACGUAAAGGUCAUUGGUGGUAGCAAGUACGUCGACGAAGUUGGUCUAGUCACCAGGAUCAAGGACGAUAAGAUUACCUUGCUUUGUGACUCUACCCAGCAGGAAAUCACUGUCUUUAGCAAAGACCUGAAGCGCGCUGCUGAUUCGGCAAACGUCGGCGCUGACUCCAACUUUGAUCUCUACGACUUCGUGCAGAUUGAUGCCUCGACCAUCGGUUGCGUUGUCCGUGUCGACCGAGAAGUCCUACGAAUUGUCGAUCAACAGGGUGAUGUUCGCACACUCCUCCAUACACAAGUCUCACAAAUCGUCGGAAGGAACAAGCAUGCUGUAGCAACCGACCGGGACGGUUCUGAGAUCCGACACGAGGACGAUGUCAAGGAAUAUGGAGGCGAGGGCCGUCAAGGCAAGGUUCUAUACAUCCACCGAGGUACACUCUUCGUCCGCAACCGCGAACUAGUCGAGAAUCAGGGUAUCUUCGUGGUCCGAAGCAACAAUGUUGUUACAAUGGCAGCAAAGAGUGGUCGCGCCCAAGCCCAGGGCCCAGAUCUUAGUGGCAUCAACCCUGCCUUAAACGCAGGAGCGAACGGCAAUGCGACCGCCAUGCCUCCACCCCGCGCAUCUUUCGGCCGUGAUAAGCUCAUUGGCAAGACAGUCGUCAUUCGGAAGGGUGCCUACAAGGGUCUUUUGGGCAUUGUCAAGGAUACCAUGAACGACGAAGCUCGCAUCGAACUGCACACCAAGAACAAGCAGGUCUCAGUAAAGAAGGAGCUCCUCACUGUCAAGGAUCCCAUUACCGGCCAAAGCGUGGAGAUCGGAGGCAAAUUCCCUAACCGCUCGCGCGGAGGUUACUCAGGCGGUCAGACAAGCUACGGCGGUGCUGGCUCUGGUGGACGAACACCUGGCUGGGGCAACGCUGGAGGUGGCGGCCGUACGCCUGGCUGGGGAGGUGGCGGUGGUGGUCGCACACCCGGCUGGGGAGGUGGUGCCGCAGCUGGAGGCCGCACGCCUGGUUGGGGAGGUGACGGCGGACGCACAGCCUAUGGUGGAGGUGAUGGAUCGCGAACUGCUUAUGGUGGUGGUGAUGGCUCUCGAACAGCUUACGGCGGCGCAACUGCCUACGGAGGCGCCACAUCUUACGGCGGAGCGACAGCUUACGGCGGCAACGACGGAAGCCGUACCGCCUAUGGUGGUUUCAGCUCAGGUGGUCGCACACCUGGUUGGGGUGGAUCGGGAGGAAACACUACUUCGAAAUCUGGUGGUCUCUCUGCCCCCACGCCUGGCGCCUAUAACGCCCCAACACCAGGUGCUUACGCGGCGCCUACACCCGGUGGUUAUGGCGCGUACUCUGCCCCUACGCCGGGAGGACCACCUAUGGAUGCUCCCACGCCUGGCAACUACGCUGCGCCUACACCUGGUGAUACAUCGGGUGGUCGAUAUGGUCUUGCGGCGCCCACACCAGGUGCGUGGGAUGCUGCAACGCCAGCACCUAGUGGCGAUCCUGGGUACGAUUAG
Molecule: messenger RNA, 4062 nt
Organism: Alternaria burnsii
Lineage: Eukaryota; Fungi; Ascomycota; Dothideomycetes; Pleosporales; Pleosporaceae
Product: transcription elongation factor spt5
Exons: 6
Coding region: 1-4062 (1353 amino acids)
Biological process (GO): regulation of transcription by RNA polymerase II; transcription elongation by RNA polymerase II; regulation of DNA-templated transcription elongation
Cellular component (GO): DSIF complex
Molecular function (GO): protein binding; oxidoreductase activity; mRNA binding
Source: RefSeq, a predicted model, not a curated record